Messenger RNA from Anopheles coluzzii, 710 nucleotides. RefSeq names its product putative nuclease HARBI1. NCBI's taxonomy places the organism in Eukaryota, Metazoa, Arthropoda, Insecta, Diptera, Culicidae. The record is from RefSeq and is a predicted model, not a curated record. The coding region runs from base 99 to 710 and encodes 203 amino acids. The transcript has a single exon.
CUACUGGAACAAAUUUUCGGGCUCUGUCAUUUGAUUUUAGGAUCUGUCAUAAUGCAAUAGCUAAAAUAGUGUAUGAAACUUGCGAUGCUAUUUGGAAGAUGAUGAAAGACGAAUUCAUGCCGGUAUCAACAACUGAAAAAUUUCAACAAAUUAGCAGAGAGUUUUGGCAAAAAUACAAUUUUCCCAACAUCGUCGGAUGCAUCGAUGGCAAGCAUGUGAUGAUCAAAGCACCGGCUAAUAGUGUAUCAGAUUACUUUAACUACAAAAAGUACUUUUCUUUGCAUCUACAAACUGUCGCUGAUGCACAUGGAAAAUUUAUAUUUAUCGAUGUAGGUGAAUAUGGACGACGUAGUGACAGUGGGGUGUUUAAUAGCUCGUCAUUGUACCAAGCAAUAGAGAAUGGAGAGCUAAAUAUCCCUCCAGCGAAACCACUUCCAGGGUCAAUUGAACCUAUGCCAUACGUUUUAUUAGGGGACCAAGGAUACCCUUUAAAAACAUAUUUGCUCAAACCCUAUCCAUUUAAUAAUUUAUCGGCAGAGCAAAUUAGAUUUAAUUUUAUGCAUGCAAGAGCGAGGCGGAUUAUUGAGUGUGCUUUUGGCAUACUGGUUAAGAUAUGGCGGUGUCUAAUGACGGAGCUUCAAAUGACUCCUGAUCAUGUAACAAUUAUUGUACAAGCAUGCUGUUUGCUGCAUAAUAUUUGCUCAAAUUAA